Messenger RNA from Morus notabilis, 1473 nucleotides. RefSeq names its product trihelix transcription factor GT-3b. The transcript is spliced from 2 exons. The coding region runs from base 323 to 1207 and encodes 294 amino acids. Lineage: Eukaryota; Viridiplantae; Streptophyta; Magnoliopsida; Rosales; Moraceae. The record is from RefSeq and is a predicted model, not a curated record.
UUUUAGAGAAAGCAGGGGAAAAAAAAAAAGAAACUAAAAAAGAAAAAGAAAAGCUUUCUUCGUUAGUUUUCUGAAAUCUGAACGAAUGAUAAGUAUAGAUUAAAAAAUUGAAAGAAAAAAAAAAAACUCUGUUUUGACAGUUGACACUUGAAAGGAAAAAGGGAAAAUAUUUUUUCUUUCUCCUUGACGAUUCACACCAGCCCAUUCACACCACCCUCAUAUAAUAUUCUCUUCCAUUAAUCCAUCCGACUUUUUCUUCGUCUUCUAGAUUGAGAUCUUCUUCUUCUUAUUCUUAUUCAGAAAGAGGAAAAAAAAAAGGUUUAUGGUUAUGGAGGGACAUCAUCAUCACCAUCACCAUCAUCAAUAUCAACAACAACAACAACAACAACAGGCGAUUCAUCAUCAGCAGAAUAUAAGCGUAAGCGUGGAUGUGAGCGACAGAUUUCCUCAAUGGAGUAUGCAAGAGACGAAGGAGUUGCUGAUGAUCAGAGCCGAACUCGACCAGACUUUCAUGGAGACCAAACGGAACAAGCUCCUCUGGGAAGUCAUCGCCAACAAGAUGAAAGAAAAGGGUUUCAAUCGCAGCCCAGAACAGUGCAAGUGCAAGUGGAAAAAUCUAGUUACUAGAUACAAGGGAUGUGAAACUAUGGAGGCUGAAACUGUGAGGCAGCAAUUCCCAUUUUAUAAUGAGCUCCAAGCGAUUUUCACCGCUCGGAUGCAAAGAAUGUUGUGGGCUGAGGCCGAAGGAACUGGAUCAAAGAAGAAAGCUGUUGCACUGUCUUCCGACGACGACGAUGACGAACACAACGACGGUAGUGAAGGAGAACAAAAGGGCAAUAUUGGGAGUACAAUGAGAAAGAAAAUGAAGAAAGUGAAGGCUAUUGGUAGUAGCAGUGGAACUACUUCAGGAGGUGGUAUUAGCAGCAAUAAUUUGAAAGAGAUACUAGAUGAUUUCAUGAAGCAGCAAAUGCAAAUGGAGGCGCAAUGGCGAGAGGCGUUCGAGGCGAGGGAGAAGGAGAGGCGGUUGAAGGAGAUGGAGUGGAGGCAGACAAUGGAAGCGCUUGAGAGCGAGAGGUUGAUGAUGGAGAGGAGGUGGAGAGAGAGGGAAGAGCAGAGAAGGAUGAGAGAGGAAGCUAGGGCUGAGAAGAGGGACGCUCUUAUCACUGCUUUGCUAAACAAGCUCAGAAGAGAUGAUCAUGCUUCUUAGCUAGCUAGGGAUCAUGUACUACUCAUGUGACUCUUGAUCAUGAUCAUGAGAGGUUUGUUAAUUUAUCUCUCUUUGUAACUCCAAAAUGGUUUUUUUUUUUAUUGAUGGGAUAUUGUAGUUUGGUCUCAAUUACGAUCGACCGACCUCCUCACUGUUUUUGCCCAACGAGGCUUGCUUUUGCUGGUGAACGGGGGAAAAGAAGCUUUCAAUAGAUGUCAAUUAAUGUGUCACAUUCUUUUUAUUAGAUUAAUAAUCAGAUCUCGUAA